Messenger RNA from Aethina tumida (small hive beetle), 1644 nucleotides. RefSeq names its product elongation factor 1-alpha (gene Efa1). The coding region runs from base 165 to 1553 and encodes 462 amino acids. Gene Ontology annotation, biological process: translation; translational elongation. NCBI's taxonomy places the organism in Eukaryota, Metazoa, Arthropoda, Insecta, Coleoptera, Nitidulidae. The record is from RefSeq and is a predicted model, not a curated record. Gene Ontology annotation, molecular function: translation elongation factor activity; GTP binding; GTPase activity. The transcript is spliced from 3 exons.
ACGGGGGGAAUGAAAAGACGAACUCACUCGUUUCUCUUCCUUUUUAACUGGCUCGUCGCCCGGUGCGGUUGCCGUGUAUAGUUUCUCAUAAAACCGCAGUGUUCCUUAUAAUUUAAGUACUUUUGUUUAACUGUUGCAUUUAAUCUAUUCCAAACCGUAUCAAAAUGGGUAAAGAAAAGGUUCAUAUUAACAUCGUCGUCAUUGGACACGUAGAUUCCGGUAAAUCAACCACUACCGGACAUUUGAUCUACAAAUGCGGUGGUAUCGACAAACGUACCAUCGAGAAGUUCGAGAAGGAAGCCCAGGAAAUGGGAAAGGGUUCCUUCAAAUACGCGUGGGUACUUGACAAAUUGAAGGCCGAACGUGAACGUGGUAUCACCAUCGAUAUUGCCCUGUGGAAGUUCGAAACCUCCAAAUACUAUGUCACCAUCAUUGAUGCUCCCGGACACAGAGAUUUCAUCAAGAACAUGAUCACCGGAACAUCUCAGGCUGAUUGCGCUGUACUCAUCGUAGCCGCCGGUACUGGUGAAUUCGAAGCCGGUAUUUCCAAGAACGGACAAACCCGUGAGCACGCCCUCCUUGCUUUCACCCUCGGUGUCAAACAACUCAUCGUUGGUGUCAACAAGAUGGACUCCACCGAACCACCAUACAGCGAAGCCCGUUUCGAGGAAAUCAAGAAGGAAGUAUCCUCCUACAUCAAGAAGAUCGGUUACAACCCAGCCGCUGUUGCUUUCGUACCCAUCUCCGGAUGGCACGGAGACAACAUGUUGGAGGCUUCCACCAAGAUGCCUUGGUUCAAGGGAUGGGCCAUUGAACGUAAAGAAGGCAAGGCUGACGGUAAAUGCUUGAUUGAAGCUUUGGACGCCAUCCUCCCACCCACCAGGCCUACCGACAAGCCCCUCCGUCUUCCACUUCAGGAUGUCUACAAAAUCGGUGGUAUCGGAACAGUACCAGUCGGUCGUGUCGAAACUGGUGUCCUGAAACCAGGUAUGGUUGUGGUGUUCGCCCCAGCCAACCUCACCACUGAAGUUAAGUCCGUGGAGAUGCACCACGAAGCCCUCGCCGAAGCCGUGCCCGGUGACAACGUCGGUUUCAACGUCAAGAACGUUUCCGUCAAGGAAUUGCGUCGUGGCUACGUCGCCGGUGACACCAAGAACAACCCACCCAAGGGUGCUUCCGACUUCACUGCCCAAGUCAUUGUCCUCAACCACCCCGGACAAAUCUCCAACGGCUACACUCCAGUAUUGGAUUGCCACACGGCCCACAUUGCUUGCAAAUUCGCCGAAAUCAAAGAGAAGGUCGACCGUCGUUCUGGUAAGACCACCGAAGAAAAUCCAAAGGCCAUCAAGUCUGGUGAUGCCGCCAUCGUCAACUUGGUACCAACCAAACCCAUGUGUGUCGAAUCAUUCCAAGAAUUCCCCCCACUUGGUCGUUUCGCUGUACGUGACAUGAGACAAACCGUCGCCGUAGGAGUCAUCAAGAGCGUUUCCUUCAAGGAUGCUGGCGCUGGCAAAGUCACAAAAGCCGCUGAAAAGGCUGCCAAGAAGAAGUAGUUUUGUUACACCAUGUAUUGAAGCUCCAUUUAACUUUUAUACAAUAUAUUAUAUUAUAUUAAUUUUCCAAUAAAAACUACUGGAGUUAAAA